UCAUCCAACCGUCUCGCGGCUUCUUGUCUGGCGGCUCCGCCCCUCGCGUAGGCGAAGGACAAAGUCUGUGCGCCGUGCCCCGUGCCAGCCUCUGCGGGCUGAGCAGCGCUGCGCGCCUGCCGCCAUCUUAGGAGGUCGCCAUGUUCUCGUCCAUCGCGCCGCUCGCGCGGCUCAACCCUUUCUACGCGCCUCACUUCCAGCUGUGUCAGGAUGGGCUGAGGAAGCGCGCGGAGCCGGCCGAGGCGCCCACCACGCGGCGGAGCCUGGCGGCAGCGUCCGCCUCCGAAGAAUACAGCUGUGAAUAUGGCUCAGGCAGAUUCUUUAUGCUCUGUGGUUUCGGUGGGAUUAUUAGCUGUGGAACGACACAUACAGCACUGGUUCCUCUAGACCUGGUUAAAUGCAGAAUGCAGGUUGAUCCACAAAAAUACAAGAGCAUCUUCAAUGGAUUUUCAGUGACAGUCAAAGAAGAUGGAGUUCGUGGCUUGGCUAAGGGAUGGGCUCCAACUUUUAUUGGAUACUCCAUGCAGGGGCUUUGUAAAUUUGGUUUCUAUGAAGUUUUCAAAAUCCUGUAUGGCAACAUGCUGGGAGAGGAAAAUGCCUAUUUGUGGCGUACUUCAUUAUAUUUAGCUGCAUCUGCCAGUGCAGAGUUUUUUGCUGACAUUGCUCUGGCUCCAAUGGAAGCUGCUAAAGUUCGCAUUCAGACACAGCCUGGAUACGCUAACACCUUGAGGCAAGCUGUACCUAAAAUGUUUGGAGAAGAAGGCAUUUGGGCUUUCUAUAAAGGUGUUGCUCCGCUAUGGAUGAGACAGAUUCCAUACACAAUGAUGAAAUUUGCCUGCUUUGAACGUACUGUUGAAGCUCUCUACAAGUAUGUUGUUCCCAAGCCGCGAAGUGAAUGUACAAAAGGAGAACAGCUGAUAGUCACAUUUGUUGCAGGAUAUAUUGCUGGUGUGUUCUGUGCGAUUGUUUCUCAUCCUGCUGACUCCGUGGUGUCUGUGUUGAACAAGGAAAAGGGCAGUUCUGCUUCACAGGUUCUUAAGAGGCUUGGAUUCAGAGGUGUCUGGAAAGGUCUGUUUGCCCGUAUCAUCAUGAUUGGUACCCUGACUGCACUACAGUGGUUCAUCUACGAUUCUGUGAAGGUUUAUUUCAGACUUCCUCGUCCACCUCCACCUGAAAUGCCUGAAUCUCUGAAGAAGAAGCUUGGUUUAACUCAGUAGACAGCUCAUGGACUGACUUUGCUGGCUGUCCAGUGAUGAGUUUCAUGAAACUUUUAUAUAUUUGACUAUGUGGAAAACAAACUCCUAUAUGGUGUCAUUAUUGGCUGUACCCUCAUCUCAUAUGAGGGUUUAAAUUCUACCACUGUCAUUGCCUGAAAUAAAUGAGAAACAGAGUGCUUAGUGUCUGUUUACUACCGCAUAUAUAAGCUUCAUUUCACAGCAGCAAAUGCCUCAGAUAAUUCCCAAAGUAAAAAAAAUAAAAAAUAGGCCUUUCCUACACUUCAGGAAUUAGAAUUGUGAAAGAACAGCAACAAAAUAGGCCUUUAUUGUUUGCGGAGGGGUGCCAAGAAACCCCAUGCAAUAUUGCAGAAACUAACUGCAGUUGUAUACUUUUAUCAGUCCUGUUUAACCUGCCUAUAGGAGCUGUUACUGUAAAACAGAUCAACUGCAGUGAAUGCAAUAAAAAUGCAGUCUGAGAGGA
Coturnix japonica (Japanese quail) is the source of this 1698-nucleotide messenger RNA. It is a transcript of the gene SLC25A3, whose product is annotated as solute carrier family 25 member 3. NCBI's taxonomy places the organism in Eukaryota, Metazoa, Chordata, Aves, Galliformes, Phasianidae. Gene Ontology annotation, molecular function: phosphate transmembrane transporter activity. Gene Ontology annotation, cellular component: mitochondrial inner membrane. Gene Ontology annotation, biological process: mitochondrial phosphate ion transmembrane transport. The record is from RefSeq and is a predicted model, not a curated record.